UGAAAUUUUUCCAAAAUAUUUACUCUAAAAAUGAUCUAAUUCCUCUGUUUUCAUAUUUCAUUUUCUUCUCUCCCAAACAGAGUUUUUUCCUUCAUUAAAUUUUCCAAUCAAUUCCCACAUUUUCUUCAACAAAGUUAAGAUUUUUCUUUCUCAGCAACACCAACAAUGGAAAUCCCACUUCCCAAAAAAUGGUCUCAAGAAAUAUGGUUAGCCAUUUUCACUUCUCUUGCUCUGUUUUUCAUUAUGUCAAGCUUCGAUUACUCGACAUUUUUAAUGGCUGCCGACAAAAGGGUUCUUCAAACUCCUUCAAUCAAUGAUCCCUGUACCGGUCUUGAUGUUAGUUUACAUUUAUGGGAUUCAAACAUUUCAAGUAGAGAUUCUUCAGCUCAUGAUCUUCUUGAUUUUCUUUCCAACAAACCAGAGUGGAAGAGAAUGUGGGGUAGAGAUCAUUUCAUGGUUGCAGGAAGAAUUUCAUGGGAUUUCAGAAGACAAACUGAUAACAUUUCUGAUUGGGGUAGUAAGUUGAGAUUCUUACCUCAAUCUAUGAAUAUGUCUAUGCUUUCAGUUGAAUCAAGUUCAUGGAAUAAUGAUUAUGCUAUUCCUUAUCCAACUUACUUUCAUCCAUGGAAAGAUAGUUUGAUUUUCGAUUGGCAAACUCGAAUGAGAAACCGAAAAAGGCCUUACUUGUUUACCUUUGUUGGUUCACCAAGGCCAGAAAUGACCAAAUCUAUUAGAGGAAGAGUUAUUGAUCAGUGUCAAAGAUCAACAAACUCAUUAUGUCAAUUCAUUGAUUGUAGUUCAAUUCAGAAUAGUUGUAGUAAACCAGUUAGUGUUAUGAAAAGUUUUCAAAGCUCAAUCUAUUGUUUACAACCUCCUGGUGAUUCAUACACAAGAAGAUCGAUUUUCGAUUCGAUUUUAGCUGGUUGUAUUCCUGUUUUUUUUCAUCCAGGUACUGCUUAUUCUCAAUAUAAAUGGCAUUUUCCCAAGAAUCAUACAAAGUAUUCUGUGUAUAUUCCUGUUAAGGAUGUCAUCAAUGAUUUGAAAGAAGGUACCAUUGAGAAAGUUUUGGUUGGAAUUUCUAAAGAGGAAGAAUUGAGUAUGAGAAAUGAGGUGAUUAAGCUUAUACCAAAUAUUGUUUAUGGUGAUCCAAUGGUGAGAUUAGAGACUGUUGAAGAUGCUUUUGAUUUGUCUAUUAAGGGAAUUAUUGAAAGAGUUGAGGAAAUUAGGAAAGUGAUUAAGGAUGGUAAAGAUCCUAGUGUUGGUUUUGCAGAAGAAGAUAGUUAUAAGUUUACAUUUUCUGAUUAUAAUCAUACUUAGAAUAUUAUGAGCUCAUUAAUUUGUUUAAUUAGUAUUAAGGCUUUGUAUUAUUAUUAUUAGUUAUUAUUAUAUACAAAAGAAAAAAAUAACAAAUUUUAUUGCAGUUGAGUAUACAUUAAUAAAAUGUAAAUUUCUUGUUGUUUUACUCAUUCAAUUACAUUUAUAUAAUAUACACAUAUUGUUUUCCCUUUCUUACUCUAA
Cannabis sativa is the source of this 1518-nucleotide messenger RNA. Its product is annotated as probable xyloglucan galactosyltransferase GT14. The coding region runs from base 166 to 1317 and encodes 383 amino acids. NCBI's taxonomy places the organism in Eukaryota, Viridiplantae, Streptophyta, Magnoliopsida, Rosales, Cannabaceae. The record is from RefSeq and is a predicted model, not a curated record. Gene Ontology annotation, molecular function: glycosyltransferase activity. The transcript is spliced from 2 exons.